This is a messenger RNA of Salpingoeca rosetta, 1878 nucleotides long. RefSeq lists its product as uncharacterized. The transcript is spliced from 18 exons. The coding region runs from base 1 to 1878 and encodes 625 amino acids. Gene Ontology annotation, molecular function: protein binding. The record is from RefSeq and is a predicted model, not a curated record. NCBI's taxonomy places the organism in Eukaryota, Choanoflagellata, Craspedida, Salpingoecidae.
AUGGCGGACAACCACAACAAUGACAGAGGCGGUGCAAAUGCCAACAACAACAGUCUGGACAUCUUUGGGGUGGUGAAUAGGCACGCGAACGUCUUGCCAGACGCCCUCUCCCACAGCGACAUUCGAUCGCAGAUCACCGCAACUAAGAAGGUGUAUGGAAAGCUCUUGACGCCGCUUGGGCUCUAUCUUCGAAAUGGCCAUGACAAUCCUGAAGUGGUACAGGCGUUUUUGGACGCUGGCGCUUCCGUCUUUGUCAAGGACAACUUGGACAUGUCGCUGCUGCAUUAUGCGGCCGAGGCGAAUGCACACAGAACACUUGAGUUGCUCCUGAAGCAGGAAGGCGUGGAGCAAGAGGUUGACCGCCUCGGCACCACCCCGCUCGAUUUGGCUGUCAAGCGGAACCACCACGCGUCAAUGGCGCUGCUGGACGCCACGUCCCUGAACCUCAUGCGAAUGUGCAGGGCUGCGUUUCUUCGGGAACAUGGUGCAAAGGUUCCAUACGUGCUCAGGGACACACGUGACUUCCCCCAGUCCCUCAAGCUGUUCCUGAACUACGACCGCCCAUAUCCGGGGUUUAGCAUGCGCAUCACCCCAUCGUCCAAACACGACACACACGCGGCGGGCUUUGAUGCCGUGGCGGCACAACAGCACAUGCUCGACGUCGCAUCGCACGAAUUCCUCAACGAAAACAGGGUUGCAUUGAUCAAAUACGAGGACGCCAUGACAGCGGACGGACGGGAACACAUUCGCCUGCUGUACCGCCACCUCUUUGAUACACAGGAUUUCCGUGUUGAGCAGGCGCGGUCCUCACGUGCCAUCAUCUUCAACGAACGGGUUGUGCGCGGGCUGUUUUGCCGCGGGGAGCAGCCGCCAUCACCGUCGACUCCACGCGUGUACACAUACGCAAAUGAUGACAGCUUGACGCAAGAGCAGCGGCAGCGCAUUCAGCAGCAUCUUCGUCGCCACUCGCAGCCACAACCGUCUGGUGUGCGCGUGAUGCAGAUCACUGAUGCCUUCGAUGAGGUUGUACCGCUCGCGUUGCACCGGCGUCGUGGUUGCCUGCAGGCAACGCUCGACCCGCACAGACCGACGGCAUGCGCACGCGUGUACUGCACAACCAACCUUCCACCUCUUGACUGGAACCAGGAUGAAGCGGACAUGUGUCGCUUGUUGACGUCGCACGCAAACACACACGCGACCGUUCCACACGACCACGCCCUCCUCAUCGACUAUGGGCCGUUCGCAAAGGUCACCGCGUACGCGUUUUGUCUGUUCGUCCGCGCACCAGCUGGGGAAUCGCUUCAGCUGGUUGUGGAGGGCUCUGUUGUCCCGUUUCAGGGCGAUGUCCUCACAGGAAUGCCGCGCCACGACCCAUCGCGCAUCUUCUGGCAGCCGCUGCUCUGUCAUGGCAUCGACACGCCAGCUCCCGCCGCACAGGAGCCCUUCACAACGCCGCGUGCGUGGAACGUGUGGGCAGAACUGCCGGACUUCGAUGACGCUGACGAGGGGGACGAUGAUGAUGGUGGUGGCGAUGGUGAUGAUGGUGGUGGUUCUGUUGCCUUUGAGGGACAGGCGUUGGACACACGGGAAGAGGCAAGAAGUGCUGACGAUGACAACGAGUGGACAUGCAUUGUGUUCAACCCGCGCGUUCCAGUGCGAGGGACCCGGCUGUUCCGCGUGCGACCUGCUGGGGAAGCGACGGCCGUGUCUGUGCGCCAGUUUGAUGUGUUUGGGGUGCUGGCGCACUCGUGUCUGUUCCCCCGACAGCGCCAAGAGGGCGAUGGCGAUGGCGAUGAUGGUGCGGCGGGCGAGGUGUUGCACGUGCCGCCACGAGAACACCAAGGAGACGAACAUGUGACAGAUGCGGAUGUGGCGUGA